AAACAGUAUAAAAGCCCUCGUUGUUCUACAGUCCUCCAUCAGCUUCAUCGCUUGCCUUCUCUUGCCUUCUACUCAUCUGAGCAACCGACUCACCUCUAUCUCUCAACACCAUGGCCAACUGUGGAACUGCCUCUGCUGUCCCAUCCUUUGAAGCCACUCCAACCGUUGCCUUUGGAUCCGGAGGCUCCAGAGGACUCGGCAGAGGUCUUGACUGUGGCUAUGGCUAUGGCUCUGGCUUCGGUUAUGGCUCUGGUUUAGCUUCUGGCUAUGGUCUAGGGGGCAUCAUUUCAGAUGCAGCCAGUCUGGGAGUCCUCUCUGGAGUGCAGCCAUCCUGCAUCAACCAGCUACCCCCAUCAGAGGUUGUGAUCAAAUCACCCCCAUUUGUGCUCACCGUCCCAGGCCCCAUCAUCGCUGCCACCCCCGAGCCUAUUGAAGUUGGCGGGUAUGCCCCAUGUGCCGUGAAUGGAGUUGGCAUUGGUGGAUUCGGUAGUGGAUAUUAUGGUGGGCGAUAUGGUGGAUUGGGUAGUGGAUAUAAUGGUAGGCGAUUUGGUGGGUUCCUUGGGGAUCAUGCUGGAGCCCUGGGAGGAGUCCUGGGAGGAAGAGGAAACAUCUGUGGUCCCUGCGCGUAAGUUCUUGUAGAACUUCAGCCAGGAAAAGGAAAAAUGGAACGUCACACAAUGGACCACAAUGGAAGACCUGGUUGUAGCUGAGCUAAGCACCCCAUUCCUAGGUGCUUAGCUCAGCUACAACUUCUAGUAUCACUAGAAAUGAGGUCCACCUAUCCCUGCCAUGAUUCUGCCUUCAAUCUAAAUGCAUUCCUCUUUAGUUUCCCUCUCUAUGUUCUUAUCUUACUCUCUUUACAACACUUCUGCUGUGAAAAUUGAACUGUACAAGAUCCUCAAACCUCUCCGAUGGAUGUCGCAAUCCAACCCAAGAAUGCAUAACGUUGAGAUGCUGCAAAGAGACCACAGAAACAUGUUAUGCUAAUCUAGAUCUGAAUGUGAUGAUCUGCAACCAUGUAUGGAACGGAAACGCUGUUUAUUCCCUUGCAUUCUUUGUGACCUAUCACUUUCUGAACUGCUCGUGCUCCUUUUGGAUUUGCCAGCUUCUAGUCUUUAAUAAAAUUGGCUUUGCAUUAUAACAA
Messenger RNA from Anolis sagrei ordinatus, 1144 nucleotides. RefSeq names its product claw keratin-like. Gene Ontology annotation, cellular component: intermediate filament. The record is from RefSeq and is a predicted model, not a curated record. Gene Ontology annotation, molecular function: structural constituent of cytoskeleton. Lineage: Eukaryota; Metazoa; Chordata; Lepidosauria; Squamata; Anolidae.